ACCUUCUUUUCAACCUUCAACUUCUUGAUAUGCUCAUCAAGCCAACCAUGGCUUCUCCCCUUGAUAUCGCCCAGUUUCGUCAAGUCAUGGAAGCAGCCGCCGACCAGCACGCCCGGUCCUACAGCAGCUCCCUGGCUGUCUUUCAGGUGGGAGGGCGAUAUCACCAACCCUACAAGAGACACAGGAAACUUCCAGAACAUCCUCCAGGCGUUCAGCCUGCCCAAGGCAGAGGAACUGGUGAUCGCAGAAUCGGACAGAAUGCCGGGGUUGGCUAUACGGGAUAAGCUAGACAACAUGCUCACGACAGCGGUUUCCAGCAGCGGUCGCACCCUGGUUCUUGUACACUACGCCGGGCAUGGUGAGGAUAUUGAAGGCGAAUUACAUUUUGUCGGGCCUCCAGGCCAUUCGCGCAGGGAGCGAACGAUCAGGGCCAAUCGCUGGAUAUUUGCCGAGGUUGACAUGGAUGAUUCUUUUCUCGGGCCGGCUGACCUCGUCGAUGCCAUCUUCUUUUUCGACUCGUGCUAUUCGCACUUGACUACGCGAUCGCCCGUCCGCAGCCGUGUCGUCGAGGUUCUGGCUGCUGUGGAUGCAAGUGACCCUUUCGCUUUUCCGCCGAGGACCAGACCAUCCUUUACCGCGGAGGUUGCAAACGAGAUUGCUUUUCGAAAAGCACGAGGAGAUCGAGUUGUUGAAUUUGCAGAGCUGGUUCAAUUUCUUCGAGCCAGUUCUGAGGUGAAACCAAUCUAUGCCAUGCGAGUUGGGUUCAACUCGACUCGAUUGACAUUCCCUGAUAUUCUCACUCAAAGCACACCUCAAUUCCCUUCCUUACAGGCUGUAUUUUCAUUCCAUGUAUACAAUGCCUCGUCCGAUGAUAUUGCAGAGUAUGUAGUAUGGACACAAACACUACCACCGGAUAUUGGGCUGUCAUCAGAGAAUACCUAUGCAACGAAUUGUGAUGGCGUUUGUCUGAUUCUGCGGUCUUCGUAUGCUUUUUAUACUAAGCUGGCUGGACUGCCCGGGGUGCAGCUGGUGUGUGAGACCAGGUAAUCUAGCUGUCUGUCAAUGGAGGGAUACUUGAAUUGCUACUUCAACCCGUAUCUAAUUAUAAAAUUGUUGAUGUUCAUUUCCGGAUAUCCGCCCGGCGUGGAGUCCGCGGAGUCCGCGGAAGCCACGGAAUGCACGGAGUGCGU
Molecule: messenger RNA, 1190 nt
Organism: Aspergillus wentii DTO 134E9
Lineage: Eukaryota; Fungi; Ascomycota; Eurotiomycetes; Eurotiales; Aspergillaceae
Exons: 1
Coding region: 259-1047 (262 amino acids)
Source: RefSeq, a predicted model, not a curated record